Messenger RNA from Rhododendron vialii, 1951 nucleotides. Its product is annotated as eukaryotic translation initiation factor 4B2-like. NCBI's taxonomy places the organism in Eukaryota, Viridiplantae, Streptophyta, Magnoliopsida, Ericales, Ericaceae. The record is from RefSeq and is a predicted model, not a curated record. The transcript has 3 exons. The coding region runs from base 52 to 1644 and encodes 530 amino acids. Gene Ontology annotation, molecular function: mRNA binding; translation initiation factor activity.
CACCGAACGCUUCUCAUUCCUUUCAGAUCGAAAUCGUGAAAAAAAAAAAAAAUGUCGAAAACCUGGGGACCAAUCGGCGCAUGGGCCGCCGAGGCCGAGCGCGAGGAGGCCGAGGAGAAGGCCCAGGCCGCCGCCGCCGCCGCCGCAGGCGCCGGCAACUUUCCCAGCCUGAAAGAGGCUUCCUCCACCAAACAGAAGAAGAAAAAGAUGACCUUGCAGGAGUUCAACAUGCAGCAGCAGCAGGUCCCCCCGCCCAGCAGGGGCCUGACCCCGGAUGAGAUGUUCCGCCUCCCCACGGGGCCCACGCAGCGGGCCCCGGGCGAGGAGUCGUCGUUCGGGCGGCUCGGCGGGGGGUUUUCUAAUUACGGCCGCCGCGAUCGGGAUGAGGAUCGUGGUGGCGGCGGCGGCGGUCGUAGAUCGUACGGGGGAUUUGAUGACGAUCGUAGGGGGGGUGGGCCGCCCUCUAGGGUUUCGGAUUUCGAUCAGCCGUCUAGGGCUGACGAGGCCGAUAACUGGGCAAUGGGAAAGAAAUCUUCUUUCCCAUUGCCCUCGUCUGAUUCGGGGCGCUCGAAUCGGUAUGGUGCCCUAGGUGGCGGUGGUGGCGGUGCUGGUGGUAUGGGCAUGUCUAGGGCUGAUGAGGUUGACAAUUGGGGAGCGGGGAAAAAGCCAAUGGUACCAGUUAGGUCAUCUACAUUCGGGUCGAAUUUUCGUGAUUCUAGGCCAGAGCCGGAUAGGUGGUCUAGAGGGGUUGGAUUUGGGGAGGGAGAGAGGGAGCAGCCGUUGGAAAGGCGGAGAUUGGUGUUGGAUCCGCCGCGAGGAGAGGGUUUAGGAGGAGGUGGGGUGGUUGAGCCGGUGGUGAAGACUAGUAGUAAUAAGCCGAACCCAUUUGGGACAGCAAGGCCUAGAGAGGAGGUGCUGGCUGAAAAGGGUUUGGAUUGGAAGAAAGUGGAUUUGGAGAUUGAGGCGAAGAGAAGUAGUAGUAGUAGGCCGACGAGUGAGCAUUCUAGUAGGCCUUCGAGUGCACAGUCGAGCCGGUCUGAAGGGUUAGGGUUGCAGGGGACAGAAGGAGGAGGGGGUGUGAAGCAGCCGAGGCCGAAGGUGAAUCCUUUCGGGGAUGCUAAGCCUAGGGAAGUCUUGCUUCAAGAGAAAGGUAUGGAUUGGAGGAAGAUUGAUUUGGAUUUGGAGCAUCGCCGGGUUGACAGGCCUGAGACAGAGGCUGAGAAGAACUUGAAAGAAGAAAUAGACCAUCUAAAGGAACUCGAAUCUUCUUCACAUGCAAACAGUGAACCCCUGGAAGGGUCUGGUGAGGACCAGACUACUUUGCAUGAUCAAAUAAUUAGUAGACAAAGGGAUUUGGAGCUGCUGAUCAGGGAAUUGGAUGACAAAGUCCGCUUUGGUCAGAAAGCCAUUGAGAGGCCGGGUUCUGGAGCAGGCAGGGUUUCUAGCUUUCAUGAGAGGCCCCCUCCUCAGUCAUUUCAAGAGCCCAGAAAUGUGGAGUUUAUGGACAGGCCUCGAUCACGUGGCACGGGAGAUAUGUGGUCAAGGCAAGGUGAUGAUAGAAGAUCUUUUCAAGGUGGCAGGGAAGGUGGAUUCCUAAGCAGUAGGGACAUGGACAGGCCAGGGUCAAGGGAUAGAAGAUGGUGAGCCUUCAGUUUGGCUGUGGAUUCAUUGAGUUCUCCCUUCUACUUUUGGCAAUUAGAAGAAAUAAUAUUUCUUUACCUUUUUAGUUUAUUUCUCUUAAUUUUGCUCUGAGGAAUGGGGCCAGGAUUUAUUUGACUAUUGCCACCGGGAACUCUUGCGCUGAUUGAUUGUUACAACUCUAAGCUUUGUAAAAUUGCAUUUUUUCGACUCUUCUCUAAAAUAUGUAUGAAGGUACGGUAUUGAACCGUUAUGUGUUGUCCUUAAGACUCCUAAUUGUGAUAUACAUUCUUGGCGUUGCGGUUUUGCAGUC